Geodia barretti is the source of this 1484-nucleotide messenger RNA. NCBI's taxonomy places the organism in Eukaryota, Metazoa, Porifera, Demospongiae, Tetractinellida, Geodiidae. The record is from the annotation of a GenBank genome assembly.
GCUGUUGGAGAUGAUAAGAGUUACUUAGGACAAGCUUCGCUCAGUGAGGACAGAAAUAAGAGUUUGGAGUGUGUUGUUCGAGACCUGGUGACAGAGAACGCAUGUCUCCAGUCCCGUGUGCAGGAGUUGCACUGUAGUAAUCUUGCCAAGGACCACGAGCUAGCAGAGACUCAAAAUAAGCUAAACCAAAAGGAAGAACAGCUGAAAUCAAGUGAGAGUGAAAACGAGAAACUAAAAGAUCUGUUUAGAAAGAAAGAGGAAAGUAUGAAGCUGUUGGUUCAGGAGAUGAAGCAGCAAGAUGCCGAAAUUGCGCAAUCCCAGGAGGAAGAGGAGAAACCAAGCAGAAAUCUAUCUUCUUCCUAUCCAUGCCACAUCAGUGGACCUGGUCUAACGUCAGCCACAGUCGGUCAACAAACACACAUCCUACUUAAGCUAAUAAACGUUGAUGAUAAUACUAAAAAAGUGACAGUUACGGCCAAACUUGAAAACACUACAACCAGCAAUCUGCCUGUGCCCCCACCCAUAAACAGUACAUGGCAAUUAUCUGGGGAAGCUGAUGCAUCAGUAGUCAGAUCUCUAACUCUCAGUACAACGUGUCAUACACAGUACUAACUCGAGGGCAAUACAAGCUCCAUGUUCACAUUAAUGAGAGAGAAAUAAAUGAUAGCCCCUUCAUGGUGACAGCAUUUCCUGAUCCUACGUUACUUUCUCAUCCAGUCAGGAUUUUGACCGGCCUAGAAAAGCCUUAUGGCAUUGCCUACAGGAGUGAUAAGAAUGUGAUCAUCAGUGAAUGUGCAGGUCACAGAUUGUCUGUUUUCGACGUCAGAGGGCACAAGAUCUUAACAUUUGGUUCAGACGGUGAACAAGAGCAGAUGAGAGCUCCUGCAGGAAUAACAAUUGAUGUCAUGGACAAUGUAUAUGUCACUGGCUGUCAUAGACUGCAGAAGUUCUCCAGCAGUGGUAAACUCAUCAAAUGCGUUGGUCGAAAAGGAAAAGAAGAGGGAGAAUUUAACGAUCCAAGUGGAAUAACAUUGUACGCUGACAAAAUAUUUGUUUGCGAUCGAAAUAACCAUCGAAUUCAGGUAUUCGACUGUGACUUGAGCUUUUUUCAAUCUUUCGGUUCAUUUGGCAGUGGAGGGGGCGAAUUUGAUUCACCACUUGAUGUUACGUUUGACACCCUGGAAAACAUGUACGUGGCAGACUGCGGUAAUUCCAGAGUACAAAUACUGGAUGCCAGUGGUCGUUUCAUCCAAGUUUUGGGUGAGCAAAAUCUGACUCGCCCAUCAAGCCUUCACCUGUGUGACAACUACGUUUAUGUUUCUGAUUGGGGAGGCAAUCGUAUCGUAGUGUAUAAGACAUCGGGUCAGUUUGUGACCUCAUUUGGAAGUGCUGGUCAGCAAGAGGGAGAGUUUUAUUCCCCGUACUCUAUUACCUCUGACCUUGAUGGUUUUAUAUAUGUAUGUGAUUGUUGGAAUAACAGGGUU